CGUAAAGUGAGUCCAUUAUCUCUACGACUUACUGUAGCCGGAGGAUCCGGAGGAUUCGGUGUAAAUAUCGUUGAGUCAGUAAAGGAGUAAAGGUUGGCUGCAGCGCGCAGAUGGCAGCCUCGUCCUCCUCCUCUUCGGCCGGAGGGGUCAGCGGCAGCUCCGUCACCGGCUCCGGGUUCAGCGCCUCCGAGCUGAUCCCCCCCCGGAAAGUGCUGUACACCUACCCGAAGGGGGCCGGGGAGAUGAUGGAAGAUGGCUCUGAUAGGUUUUUGUGCGAGUCAGUAUUCAGCUACCAAGUUGCGUCAACUCUUAAACAAGUUAAACAUGAUCAACAGGUGUCUCGAAUGGAGAAACUUGCUAGUUUAGUAGAAGAGCUAGACGCAGACGAAUGGAGGUACAAACCGAUAGAACAGCUUCUGGGUUUUACACCUUCCUAAAAAGGUGGCGGAAUAUUUUCUGUUGUGAGGUUUCCAAGAAGUGUGAAGAUGAGGAACAAUCAGCCUGCUGAAGACUUCAUUUACCAACUAUUUGCCCUCAAAAACUGACCAUUCAAACUGAUGGAAAGAACUGUGGUAUUCAUUAUUUGCAUUUCUGUCAUUUCUCCUCUAAAUGUUUUAACCUGUUAGCCUUAUUUCAUUAUGCACUGACAAUUCAUUCCAACCAUUGCAAUUUUAGAAUUGCACUGAUAAAUUUUUUUUUUUUUUUUAAAUUUAAAUUUUCCCCAGUGAAUUUCUUCUGGUGUUCAGUACAAGUGUAGUUAUUUUUGGUGGUUUGAUAUUUUUAAUAGCUGUGGUAAUAGGCUGUUGACCAAGGCAGGGGGAGAAGCUGGUUUGCUCUGGACUUCUUCAGGACUUCUCAGUUGUUUACUGAGCUGGCCCCAUGAGAGAUUGCUUCCUCAUUCCAGUAUGUCCAACCUCUGAGACCAGCUGUCCACGCUGCUGAAAUAUACACCAAGCCUCUCUAACCCCCUGCCUCUAUUGCAAUAUUCCUUGCUUCAACACCUAAACAUCUUUGUUUUCCUGUUUAAAAUCUGGUCAGGGGUAUUUUUGGCUGAUUAAACACUGUUCUUGUGUUGCGCUUGUGGAGUUUGUGGUAUGUGGGGAUACGCUGAAGAAAAUAAAGAUAGUUCUGUGACGGUU
This is a messenger RNA of Scleropages formosus (Asian bonytongue), 1139 nucleotides long. RefSeq names its product anaphase promoting complex subunit 16 (gene anapc16). Bases 111 to 437 code for a protein of 108 amino acids. Lineage: Eukaryota; Metazoa; Chordata; Actinopteri; Osteoglossiformes; Osteoglossidae. The transcript is spliced from 4 exons. The record is from RefSeq and is a predicted model, not a curated record. Gene Ontology annotation, biological process: protein ubiquitination. Gene Ontology annotation, cellular component: cytosol; anaphase-promoting complex; kinetochore.